CGAACCUUCUAUUUUGUGUGUAGAUAACUUGCAACUCUGGGUUCUUCAUAUAUGCUGAAACGACUAGCUGGAUCAGGAUCUGGAGCGCGUAAGGGGCGAAGAUCGAUCCGUUUAGCGAUGGAUCUGAAUCCAUUCAGGCUGUGCUCGGGGCUCAAGUUCCUCGGCUACUUCAUGGUGGGGCUUGUUUUGGGUUUAAUUGCAGUCUCCUACUACGCUGUCGUCAUCCUCACCUUAGGGCCCGACCUCCUCCAUGGCGGCUUCACUUCACUCUUCUCUAUCCUUCUCGUCGCCAUCUUUCAUGUCCUGCUUGUAUUGUUGGCUUGGAGCUAUUUGAUGGCUGUGUUUCGCGAUCCUGGUGCUGUGCCUCCGAAUUGGAAAUUGUUGCCACAGCAGGACGCCGCCGAGACUUCAUCUUCAGUGGAAUUGAAUGCAACAGCUAUUCCGCAAUUUUGCAAUCGAUGCCAGAACGGGAAGCCACCACGCUGCCAUCACUGCUCUGUUUGUGAACGUUGUGUUCUUAAGAUGGAUCACCACUGCAUAUGGGUUGUUAACUGUGUUGGUGCUCGCAACUACAAAUUCUUCCUCCUAUUUUUGUUAUACACUUUUCUGGAGACGAUGCUGGAUACUUUUGUACUGCUUCCUGGUUUCAUAAGUUUUUUCAGACAAGCUGAGCAUCAUUUUAGCUCACCAGGCGAAUUAGCUAUCACCUUUCUGGCCUUUGUUCUUAAUCUAGCUUUUGUGCUGAGCCUUCUCUGUUUCGUUGUCAUGCAUAUUUCCCUGCUCUUGAGCAACACAACCUCAGUGGAGGUUCAUGAGAAGAAAAAGGGUAUGCCAUGGAAGUAUGACUUAGGGUGGAGGAAGAACAUUGAGCAGGUUUUUGGCACUAGAAAGGUUUUAUGGCUGUUUCCAGUAUUCUCGAAAGAAGACUUGGAGAGAGUGCCUGCACUUCAGGGUCUAGAUUAUCCGACACGCCCGGAUAUUAUUAAUGUAUAAGUGUGAGCGAGAGAGUGAACAAAAUAUAAGUGGGAAGGGCUGUGAACUGAAAGUUUCUGAAAACCACAUGGCAGUCAAUGAUUUGUAAAUUACUAUAAGAUAGAAGCAGAAGCACCAGAGUCCUGAAAAUACUAUAUAUAUUCAUUAAUAUCAAUCAAGUAGAGAUUGAGUAAUUAUUGUAGCAUGCGUGUUUGUAGAUGGAAAAUCACAUAUGAUAUGGUUAGGAUGAUAGCUAAUCGGGAGAUGAAGUGAGAGAAGCAAACUAAAAUAGGCGACAAAGAGAAUGAGUCCCACAGGCACCAUCCACUGUUGACGGUUGGUGGCGUGGAAGCACCAGUCCCACCAAAUCAACAUCGCACAGCCUGCCAAGCUCACCGCCGGCCAUCUCAAGUAUCCAAUCCUUCUCUCCUUUAACUUCUUAUUUGUACGAAUAUGAUGUCAUUAAAAAUUCCCUCUCUGCGUUUGGAAAGAUUUAUAUGAUCUGCAUAUUAAUCAGCUCAUAUUUAAUGGGGGAAAACUAAAAACCAGUGGUGUAGCUCAUCCCAUAAGAGUGCCUUUUCAUGGAAGUAGUUGUUAAUUGCUUGAAGAAAAAUGAUGAUAAGGGUCUGGCGUAUAGCUUUCGAGGACGGAUUUUAGUUGAGAAGUGGCUUGUAGAUUGCAUAUACCUUCUAGUUGGCAGUUAGGAUGGAUAUGUCAUAUAGGGAACUUACAGAGUAUGACAUCAGAUUGCCUAACUUGAGAGUUCAGAGUUGAGUUUGAGUAUCAUUAAUCACACUUUACACACUUUUAUAUCAAAAUAGUAUGCAGCUAAUGGUUGCCAAAUAUGUUUCACACCCUCUGUUUGGCACGCAUAACAAGAUAAGAAUACAAGGCAAAUAUGUACAGUAAAAUGAGGGUUGAUGCCAUUGAUAUCUUAGAAGGUCUGUUUGUGUUUGUUGGGAGGUUCAUUUUCUCAACUAUUUCUAUGUACCUAUAUGUACAGUAAAUUGUUUUCUCUCCAAUUCAAUUAAGCAGCUCUUUAUUGUCAA
Messenger RNA from Salvia splendens (bonfire salvia), 2021 nucleotides. RefSeq names its product DHHC-type zinc finger family protein. Lineage: Eukaryota; Viridiplantae; Streptophyta; Magnoliopsida; Lamiales; Lamiaceae. Gene Ontology annotation, molecular function: palmitoyltransferase activity. The coding region runs from base 52 to 993 and encodes 313 amino acids. The transcript has 8 exons. The record is from RefSeq and is a predicted model, not a curated record.